AUGGUCGUGGGUAGCGAAAGUGUGUGGUCCUGCCCCGGUCUUUAGAGGACCUCUUCUUCGUUAUUCGUCUGACUGCCCGAACAUUUCCUUGCUCCGGCAGCGGAAUGGAAGAACCCUGGUGACAGCACCACGGACAGACCCACGCUGAGACCGAGGAUGGCGGUGGACGCGGCUUCCAGCUUCAGCUUUUGCCGCGCCUCCCUGGAGCACACGCUGUCGGCCGAAGAACUGAGCUACCAGCUGCCACGUCGCUCGGGAGGCAGCAACCUGACCUGGCACGAUGGCCGCGGCCAGACGACGGCGCACACACGCACUGUCAAACUUUUGCAGCAACCCGGCACGGAGGGCAUCCAGCUGCAUCCAGGUGAAGCGUUUACUGUGUAUCACACCAGCCCGACGUUGUCAAGUCUGUCCAAACCUGUGGUGCUGUGGACUCAACAGGACGUCUGCAAGUGGCUUAAGAAAAACUGUCCUCACAACUACCUGACCUAUGUAGAAGCCUUCUCUCAUCACGCCAUCACAGGGCGGGCCUUGCUGCGUUUGAAUGGGGAGAAGCUCCAGCGAAUGGGAGUUGUCCAGGAGACACUAAGGCAGGAAGUCCUCCAACAGGUCCUCCAGCUUCAGGUUAGGGAAGAAGUUCGCAACCUACAGCUCCUUAGUCGAACCUCCUUUGGAAACUUUUCUUAGUUCAUCCCUUGGUCCACUUGGAAGCCUUUGCACCCGUCCCCUGACACACAAAAAAAAACAAAAAAAACUCCACGACCCUUGGAAGAGCUUCUGUCUUGAGAUUGGUGAGCGGAGAAUCAAGCGGACAAGCCGAGAGACGCCGUGCCAACCGGUCUGGUGGAUUGUCAUUCAGCAUCGGUUUAGCAGGCCUCCAGGCCUGCGUACCAACUGUAGCAUAGUGAGAAGGUGGGAGCAUGAUGUUGUAGCUAACUAACACUGGUUUAUGCCUACUUUCAGCAACUCCAUUCUUAGUGGACUUAAAUGUGGGCUCCUCAUGCUUUGUGGAAAGAAUGGCCAACCACUUCCUCUAUUUACAAGGAUAAUAUUGCUCCACAUUGAUUGAUCAAUAUAUUCAUGGUGUUUACCUCCACUGAGAGGCCAUUAUGAUUCAGUACACAAUAUUAAUGAACACUGUUAAAGCUGCUGUGUCACAAAUAAGUGGCAGCCUAGAGAACAAACGCGUUCUAACGAUCUGCUAGCGUUAUAUCCCGCAUUCUUCCUGAUUCCACCAUGUCAGCUACACCACACUAAAAGGACACAGCAAAACCGUAUGGUACAAAAGCAGAGUUUGGGAAAGUCUAUUAUUUUACUCACGUUUGAAAUAAUUUCGUUCUCCAAGGUAUCCUCCUUGUAUGUGCACGCGUUUGCGUAAGACCAAACGGCGAUUUCUUACAAAUUGUAACUUCUAAUUAUGACAAAUAUAGACAUUUAUUUGUUAAACAUAUCCUCUUAAAGGGUCCAAUUAUUAUUUGUAUCUACUUUUAAAACCCUUCCUUGCAGAAUAGAUUAGGGGUUUCUUAACCAUAUGGCUGGGGCCCAUUGUUUGGAUGCGAGCGCCCUCUAGAGGGCCAUGAAAAAUAUAUUUUUCCCCAGCUGUGAUUUGUAUGGACCGCAGCAGUACUCAGUUGUAAUACACUAUUCUACCACUUGUGGCAGUAAUGACAAUCUCAAACAAGUGUGGAGCUUUAUAGAGAAGCUUCUUAAGCUCAAAGAAAUAUGGACUGAAGUGGUGAAGUUGUAUUUUCAUUUGCACUUUAAUGUUAUUGAUAGUUAAGAAAAAUAUUCAUUAUCAAUUUUGUUUAUUUGUGCACAACAUAAUUGUACGUAAAAAGUGUUUUUGUUAGUUAUUUAUGAGUCACUUUUUAUGCAGUCUAUGUGGUUAGUCCUUAUUUCUCUAAUCAGUCAUGGUUUAAUAUCAGCUGACAAGGUUGUAAACUAGAAGUAGGUUAGAUAUAAUUAUUAAAUAUGAUUAAAAUUUAAAAGUAAGAUUACUAAUUCCUCAAUAAUAUUUGAGUGGUCACCAAGCCACUCUGUAGUGGAAAAGUUGGGUCCCAAGGUCCAAAAGGUUAAGAACCCCUGGUCUAGAAAAUAUAUAUUGGAUAUGUAACUUUUGCAUAAGUUUGGCUCCACAGUCACUUUUAUAACCUGUUUUUGAGCCUUUUAUUUUUUUAGACAAGAUCGACAAUAAUAAACUUCAUAAACAAUAUAUAAUAUUCACCCAGUCACAACAUUAGCUGCAUUAAAAACAGCUGCUUCUAGCAACAUUUAUGUGACACGUGCAGCAUUGUGCACAAGCCACAAUUAGAUGACAGAUUUUGUGUUUCCUCAUUGCCUGACGCAGACAGGGGAGCACCUCCCCUCUGGCCAAGAGCAUAUACUUAAUGUCUAAAUAAGUACGUCCACCUCACUGUGACGUCACAACGUAGCCAGACUGCAAAAUACUGCGGGCAGGGGCAACCAAACUGCGUGCUAGCUAACACCCAAAUGCAUGACCCUAAUGAUUUAAUGCUUUGGCAUUGUUUAACACAAGUAUCCAACAUUGUAACAUUUACAAGUCAGAAAAGAUUAAAUUCAUCAUAGGUCCCCUUUAAACUACUAAAGUUAACAUAUGCUAGCCGUUUGUGACGGUUUUUUGUUUUUGUUUUUUUUGGUUAAUCGUUUUUGUUUAAAUUUUGACCAAGUGACAUACAGCAGCUUUCCUUUGACCAUCUUCGUCAAAACUGAUCUUUUUUAAUGCAUUUUUUCCUCAUUGUACAUAAUGUUGAAGUUACCUGUCACUUUUCAGGCAAUUGAUGCUGAGAACAUGGUUUCACUUAUAUAAUGACACAGUUACACCAUUUGUCAAGCGAAAUUGACUAAUGAAUUCCAUCUAAGCUGUAAAAUGAAUGCUGCUUAGAGAGCAUUCCCUGUGGUUUUGAGUACACUGUACUAAUGUCCUUCUACUGUAAACUAAUCCAUCACUCACAACCUACAGUGCAUUUUCCUCUCAGGAUUUCAGCUUUGAAAUGAUAACACUGGUGGAUGAGUAAUGGUAGAUAUUACUAUCACACUUUUUGUACUGUGAUUGAACUAGACUUUAUACCGUAUAGAAAUACAGUAUAUACAUUGUAAGGGUUGUAAAAUAGGAUACUCAUAGGAGUUCAGUGUUGUUUCAGUGGGACAAAUCCCAAGGACACGCAAGUGUAAUGUGGUGAUCUCAUUGUCUACGCUUGAUGAAGCAAUAAUAUAAAUAUAAAUUACACAGAGACGAAUAGCUGUUACGGAUAAGUGUGACGUAUUGAAAUGAGUUGUUUGUAAUAUGUGUGCUGAGGGGAAUGCUUUGCCUAUUAGAGAAGCAGCAUUUAGCGGAGUGUGACUGUAAAGUCAUGGUGACAAACACAAAGAAAAAGAAUGUUGUAUUGUUCCCACCCUCUCCUCUCUGUGUGACACUGUGAUUUUAGAUGCUUCAAAAUCAUGUAAAACUGUGACAGUUUCCCACACAUAACAUUCUGUCUCAAGUGAGCACCUUGGACGUCAGUUUUUGUAGAGGCAAACAUCCGUGUAGGAUAAUAAUUUUAUAUUUGCAUACGUCAGUAGAUAAUCAUGACUCAUCAGACACCUUCACUGCAUCUGGUCUUUGGAAGCCAGAUGCCUAAGGCCUGUUAGCACAGUAAGUGAUUGACUGUUGAAAGGGAGAACGUCUACAGUAUUAUUUUUGAAUGAUCUGACUAUCUGUGCAUAUGCUGUAGAGCAGUGGUCCCCAACCACCGGGCCACGGCCAGGUACCGGUCCGUGGAUCGAUUGGUACCGGGCCGCACAAGAAAUUACAUUUUUAAUUAAAUCAACAUAAAAAACACAAUAUAUACAUUAUAUAUCAAUAUAGAUCAAUACAGUCUGCAGGGAUACACUCCGUGAGCACACAUGAUUGUAUUUCUUUAUGACAAAAAAAAAUAAAAUAAAAAAAAUACCAUACCCCCCCCCGGUCUGUGGGACAAAUUUUCAAGCGUUGACCGGUCCGCAGCUACAAAAAGGUUGGGGACUACUGCCGUAGAGUGUACAUUAUUGUCUGUAGGGAAAGUAAAACGAUGUAUGUCUGCCUCACAGAUAUGACUGUGGACUUUUCUACAAUAAACUAUUGCAGUUCAAAGUUGAACCUCCUGUUGUUGAAGACAA
Messenger RNA from Entelurus aequoreus (snake pipefish), 4158 nucleotides. It is a transcript of the gene samd10b, whose product is annotated as sterile alpha motif domain containing 10b. The transcript is spliced from 5 exons. Gene Ontology annotation, biological process: cell surface receptor protein tyrosine kinase signaling pathway. The record is from RefSeq and is a predicted model, not a curated record. Gene Ontology annotation, molecular function: protein binding. Bases 157 to 687 code for a protein of 176 amino acids. Gene Ontology annotation, cellular component: cytoplasmic side of plasma membrane. NCBI's taxonomy places the organism in Eukaryota, Metazoa, Chordata, Actinopteri, Syngnathiformes, Syngnathidae.